AUGGAAAGUGGCAAAAUGCCCCACAAAAUUGUACCCACCUUACACCUAUCGAUUACCGGUGGCCAGACCACGCUUAACGAUUGCCGAGUUGCAUCCACCGCCAGUUUGACUGGCAAGACAAACUACACACAACGUUCCUGGAGUGUUCCACAUCAACGCAACGGAUCGGCAUCCCUGAUCGCCGCCCUAAACGCCCAAUCCCGUGCCUCACCUGCCACUUCGGCCCGUCUGCUCCACCCACCACCACGACUCACUUCGUCGCUGCCUCGUCUGACUGCCCACUAUCGAGGCCGAGUCAAUCCACGCAACAGAUACAGACGCAGAAGCGGCAGUAGAGGUCGUUCCACCAACUACCAUCGAUACAGCAGUCGCCCCUCAUUUCUGGUUCCACACAGAUUGGAGUACGUCCACGCGCCUUUAGAGCCGCGGCUUCAGCGGGCGGUUAAUAAGAGGUACACAAAGCUCAUGGCAGACUCGGCUAGACGCCUGGUUUCUGCUCACCAACCCCUUGAAUUUUGA
This is a messenger RNA of Echinococcus granulosus, 519 nucleotides long. RefSeq lists its product as hypothetical. NCBI's taxonomy places the organism in Eukaryota, Metazoa, Platyhelminthes, Cestoda, Cyclophyllidea, Taeniidae. The transcript has 3 exons. The coding region runs from base 1 to 519 and encodes 172 amino acids. The record is from RefSeq and is a predicted model, not a curated record.